GGCUCCAACCUCAUCAUCUCGGUUUGACUAGAGAAUGAGCGCACGCCUCGAAACUCUUCUUCUCGGAAGAAGAUGUCUUCUCAUCAUCAACUGACCUCUCAAAUCCUCCUCGAUUCCGCCCUCUACUGCCAGGAGGAGGAACGCUAUUGGGACGACGACACUCAUUCUGACUCCUCCUCCUCCUCCUUCACACACAUAAUCAAUUACCAUAAUGCCCCUCAGGAUGAAGACGACGACCUCAUCUCUCUACUGCACAAAGAGCAGGACCACGAACCGCCCGGGGAAAUCCGCGGCGCUGCUCCGGUGAGAGCUGAGGCGGUUGAGUGGAUGCUUAAAGUCGUUCACUACUACUCCUUCUCUGCCCUCACUGCCGUGCUUGCGGUUAACUACUUCGAUAGAUUUCAACGUAGCUUCCAAUCUGGCGGUGACAAGCCAUGGAUGGCGCAAUUAGCUGCUGUUGCUUGCGUUUCAUUGGCUGCCAAAGUGGAGGAGACUCAUGUGCCGUUGCUUUUAGAUCUCCAAGUGGUGGAGGAGACCGAUUACGUUUUCGAGUCCAAAACGAUUCAGAGAAUGGAGAUUUUAGUUCUUUCCACUCUCGAUUGGAAGAUGAAUCCGGUUACUCCGAUUUCGUUUCUCGAUUGCAUCGCCAGAAAGUUAGGCAUGUUCAGCGACACCUUUCUUCGGAGAUGUCACUGCCUUCUUCUCUCUCUACUUUCUGAUUGUAGAUUCAUGAGGUAUCCGCCCUCUGCAUUGGCCACCGCUACAAUGCUGUAUGUGAUCAGCAGCGUGGAGCCAACAAUCGGCGUCGAACAUCACGAUCAUCUCAUCGGAAUUCUCGGAAUCAACAAGGAUAAGGUGGAGAAUUGCUGCACGCUGAUACAAGAGGUGUGCAACAAGAGGAAGCUCCCCGGCAGCCCCAAAGGGGUGGUGGACGUCUACUUCAGCUCCGACGCCGGAGCAUGUCGCUAAGAAAUUCAAGUCCUGAUAAUUAAGUAAUGCAAAUUUUCCACUUCGGUUCCUUUUUAAUUUAUUUACAUGUUUUUUCUAGACUAUAGGAGUAUUAUAUAGUUGAGUUUUGGAGUAAUAUAUGUUGAAUAAAAUUUUGUACGGAAUCUCGCUACUAUCUCUGCAUUCCAAUCCAAAUGCCAACCUUCAUUCGACGCUUGUAAUUUAGGAGACAGACGUGUAUCUAUUUGGUGGAUCACAUCGGAUUUAGUCUUAUUA
Molecule: messenger RNA, 1224 nt
Organism: Salvia splendens (bonfire salvia)
Lineage: Eukaryota; Viridiplantae; Streptophyta; Magnoliopsida; Lamiales; Lamiaceae
Product: cyclin-D3-1
Exons: 4
Coding region: 73-969 (298 amino acids)
Source: RefSeq, a predicted model, not a curated record